AAAGAGGUUGAAUUCUUGCUCCUCCGUUUCAACGUCUCGAUAGCCAAACAUGUCGAAAAACAAGCCAACAAAGCGCGAAGGCGCCUCAACUGAGCGGAUUGCAGACUCCCGCUUUGCAAGCUUUGAGACAGAUCCGCGAUACCAAUUGCCCUCCAAGAAAAACCUUAAGACUAAGCUCGACAAGCGAUUCUCACGCGUGCUCAAGGAUGCCGACUUUGUCGCCACCGCGAGAGUGGACCGCUAUGGCCGGAAGCUGAAGACAAACACCAAGAAAAAGGCCUUGGAGCGCCUCUACGAAGACGAGGACGAGGAGGAGAAAGACGGGGAUGCCAAGGUCGAGGACGAUGACAUCGUCCGUCGCGAACUGGAGAAGGCAGACACAACAUACGACCCCGCCCGCGGCGGUGGAUUCUCUUCGUCGGAGUCGGAGUCGGACUCGGACGGGGAAUCUGAUUCCGAGGAAGCGCCAGAGGUGGAAGACGGGGUGGAGGAGUCACGGCCCGGCAUCCGGCUGCGUAGGGAUAAGCAAGAGGUCGAAGAGGGGGAGGUCACGAACCGGUUUGCUGUCGUCAACAUUGACUGGGAUCACAUUAAAUCUAUGGACCUUUUGGCGCUGUUCUCGAGUUUCGUACCGGUCGGUGGGCGCAUCGAGAAGGUUACGGUCUAUCCUAGCGAGUUUGGCAAGGAGAGAAUGCAGCGCGAGGAAUUAGAGGGCCCCCCGAGAGAGAUCUUUAAAAAGGACAAGGACUCAGAUGACGAGGAUCUGGACGACGAAGACGACUCUGCAUCCGAGAGCGAGGACGAUGAUGAUGCGGCGGAGGAUUCAGACGAGGAGGUCAGGAAAGAGCUACUACAAGAGGGCAACGACCAGGAUUUCGACAGCGAUGCACUCCGAACGUAUCAACUCGACAGGUUACGGUACUAUUACGCAGUAGUCGUUUGUUCCGACAAGAACACGGCGCACAAGAUUUACGACGCGACGGACGGCAGCGAAUAUCUGUCAUCGUCCAACUUUCUCGACCUACGGUUUAUCCCUGACGAUGUCACGUUUGAGGACGAGCCGAGGGAUGAGUGUGACAGCGUCACCUCCGGGUACAAGCCUGUCGAGUUUCUGACAUGGGAUAUGCAUCCCGAGGAGGUUUCCAGGAAGGAGUCGAUCAACAAAGCUUUCACAGGAAGUCGGUCAGACAUUGCAGAGAACGAUUUACGGGCAUACCUGGCCAGUGGUAGCGAGAGCGAAGGGGAGGAAGCGGACGAUGCCCCUCUAGAGGAUGAGGGCGUGGAGGAAGCCCCACUCAGCAAGAAGGAGCUUGCAAGACGCAAGAUGCGCGCAGCGCUUGGCCUCGGCGAUGAGCCUGCUCCAAAGGCGUCAAAGUCGGGGCCUGUUGGGGAAAUGCAAAUCACGUUCGCCCCGGCCCUAUCGGGGAAGCCCGAGAAGGAGGCGGCUGAAGAAACAACCAUCGAAAAGUACAAGCGCAAGGAGAAGGAACGCAAAGAGAAGAAGAAAGCUAUGGCCCUCGCCAAGAGAGGUGUCGAGCCUGAGACGGUUCAGGAGGAGCAGGCCGCCGAAGGGGGUGAUGACGACCUCGGCUUCGACGAUCCAUUCUUCACUUCUGAGGCGGCCCAGCCGUCCAAGACGGCGGUGCGCAAGGAGGAACGGCUCAAGAAGCGCGCCGCCAAAGAGCAGGAGGAGGCUGAGACCGCCGCGCAGAAAGCGCAACUUGAGCUUCUGAUGGCGGAUGAGAACCGUGGCGGCUCCCACCUCGACCACUUCGACAUGAAGGACAUCACGCGCGCGGAGAAGCAGAAGAAGAACAAGAAGAAGAAGGGCAAGAAGGGCGUCGAAGACCAGGGUGGCCUGCAAGAGGACUUCAACAUGGACGUCGAGGACAGCCGGUUCAAGGCCGUGUUUGAGAACCACGAGUUCGCCAUCGACCCGUCCAAUCCCAAAUACAAGGCUACGCAAGGAAUGAAGAAGCUGUUGGAAGAGGGCAGGAAAAAGCGCAAGGCUGGGCCGAGCGAGUCACCCAACGGUAAGAAGGACCAAAGGAGCGCCAAGAAAGCGAAGGCAGAUGGUGAUGUCGAGCUCAGCAGUCUGGCGGAUGCCGUGAAAAGGAAGGCCAAAAGUGCACCACCCACGCCCGCGCGGCCGGUAUGCGUCGCCAGCGCCAGUGCCAGGGCCGUCCUUCUCGUAGGUUCGGGUUUCGGCGGUGCUGGCGUAGCCGCUGGAGGGUGGCGGGGUGGGGGACCAUCCGGGGUGGCCGCGCGCAGGUUGGGAUUUCUGGGGCUGGGACGUGCCAUGAUUAGGUGCGCGGCAAGGCAUGGUGUUGGGGCUGGAGAUAUCCUGCCCUUGUGCCUGGAACAAGCUGUCGUCGGAGUGUUGUCCCUGCAUCGUAGCGGCCGCUCACUGCGCAUCGAGCUUGUCAUCCUCGAUGACCUGCGCUUUCGCAUCGACAUGGAAGAUCACGACAUGACCGCCACCUCGUACAUCGCCCCCAUUGAGCGAUUCUCGGACGGGGAAUAG
Molecule: messenger RNA, 2524 nt
Organism: Chaetomium fimeti
Lineage: Eukaryota; Fungi; Ascomycota; Sordariomycetes; Sordariales; Chaetomiaceae
Exons: 7
Coding region: 50-2524 (824 amino acids)
Biological process (GO): rRNA processing
Cellular component (GO): nucleus
Molecular function (GO): RNA binding
Source: RefSeq, a predicted model, not a curated record